Messenger RNA from Neofelis nebulosa (Clouded leopard), 2675 nucleotides. It is a transcript of the gene ZNF276, whose product is annotated as zinc finger protein 276. Gene Ontology annotation, molecular function: zinc ion binding; chromatin insulator sequence binding. Gene Ontology annotation, biological process: regulation of transcription by RNA polymerase II. Gene Ontology annotation, cellular component: kinetochore; chromosome; nucleus. The coding region runs from base 92 to 2335 and encodes 747 amino acids. Lineage: Eukaryota; Metazoa; Chordata; Mammalia; Carnivora; Felidae. The transcript has 13 exons. The record is from RefSeq and is a predicted model, not a curated record.
GCACUUCCGGCGGCCCCAGCCCCAGCACACCUCCCCCAGAGCUCCCGUUGCUGAAGGGGCGGCGGCGGUCUUAAGUAGCCUCGCGAAGUAGAUGCGAGCGCGGAGCCGAACGGGGCCCAACGGCGCCGAACGGCGGAGUCGAGCGGAAACGAGCGAGCGCAGUCCAGCUGAACUGACGCGAGGCUCUGGGCCGAGCGGGACGUACCCCGGCCUAGCGGCCCAACCAACAGAGCGGGGCCGAGCUGAGCCGAGUGGAGCCGAGCUGGGUCGAAUAGGGUCGAGUGGAGCCGAGCGGGGCCGAGCCGAGCCGAGCCGAGCCGAGCCGUGCCCAGCGGGACUUAGCGGGGCGGAGCGCCGGGCCCGGGCUGUAGCCGCGGCCGCCGCCAUGAAGCGGGACCGGCUCGGUCGCUUCCUGUCUCCUGGGACGGCGGGGCAGCGCGGGGGCUCCGGCGGCGGCGGCGGCGGCGGCGCCUGUGGCAGCGGCCGGACCCGUGGCCGCCCGGCCCGCAGCGGGCCGAGCGUGGACGAGGCUGCGGCCCUGGUGGCGGCUCGGCUGGGCUGGGGCCUGGCGCGGGCCCGCGGGGACACGGGCGAGGACGGCGCCGACGAGGCAGGAACAGGCCGGGCUCUUGCCAUGGGGCACUGUCGCCUCUGCCACGGGAAGUUCUCCUCACGGAGUCUCCGCAGCAUUUCUGGCAGGGCACCUGGGGAGAGCGCAGACAGACCACCCCCAGGGGAGCGUGUUUUCAUCAGGGACUUCCAGCACCUGCUGGGGGUGGCUGUCCACCAGGACCCAGCUCUGUCUCAGUUUGUCUGCAAGAACUGCCACGCCCAGUUCUACCAGUGCCACGGCCUCCUCAAGUCCUUCCUGCAGAGAGUCAACGUCUCCCCGGCGGGCCACCGGAAGACUUGCACAAAGGUCGGUGCCCCGCCCCCGCCAGGGGCAGAGGAGGGAGCGUGUCUGGUGGACCUGAUCACUUCGAGCCCCCAGGGCCUGCGUGACUUGGUGGCCUGGGUGCACGGACACGCAGCCAGCUGCGGGGCCCUGCCUAGCCUCCAGAGGACACUGUCCUCCGAGUACUGCGGUGUUAUCCAAGCCGUGUGGGGCUGUGACCAAGGCCACGACUAUACCAUGGAUGCCGACUCCAGCUGCGGGGCUCUUUUGCUGGACAGUGCGCUGGCAGUCAAAUGGACAUGGGACAAGGAGAUGGCCCCGUGGCUCACCCAGCAUCGGGGGUCCAACCCUACUGGGGCUGCCCCUCAGAGCUCCCAGGGCAGAGCGACCACAACUCCAGCCGAGACGGAGAGCCUGCCCGGCGCGGACGCGGCCCCGCCUCCUUCAGAUGUCAACCCUGUAGGGCCUGGCCUGUGCCCCCCACCUCAGCCAAGCUUUCCCCCAAGUGGGGCCCCAGGGCGGUUGGGUGAGAAGCAGGUUCCGUCUUCAACCUCGGAUGAUCGGGUAAAAGACGAGUUCAGUGACCUUUCUGAGGGAGACAUCCUGAGUGAAGAUGAAAAUGACAAGAAGCAAAGUACCCAGUCGUCAGAUGAAUCCUUUGAACCUUACCCAGAAAAGAAGGUCUCUGGUAAAAAGAGCGAAAGCAAAGAAGCCAAGAAGGCUGAAGAACCAAAAAUGCGCAAGAAACCGGGCCCCAAGCCGGGCUGGAAGAACAAGCUUCGCUGUGAGAGGGAGGAGCUGCCCACCAUCUACAAGUGCCCUUACCAGGGCUGCACGGCCGUGUACCGCGGGGCCGACGGCAUGAAGAAGCACAUAAAGGAGCACCACGAGGAGGUCCGGGAGAGGCCGUGCCCCCACCCCGGCUGUAACAAGGUGUUCAUGAUCGAUCGCUACCUGCAGCGCCACGUGAAGCUGAUCCACACAGGUCUUAGAAAACCCAGAGCUACACGUGUGCCGGAUUCUGACCACUGCUGCUCCUCACAGAGCCGCUCUCCUGAGUUGGCAGCACCCCCUUUAAAAGACGGACACCUGGAGGUGCGGAACUAUAUCUGUGAUGAGUGUGGCCAGACCUUCAAGCAGCGGAAACACCUUCUCGUCCACCAGAUGCGCCACUCAGGAGCCAAGCCUCUGCAGUGUGAAGUCUGUGGGUUCCAGUGCCGGCAGCGGGCAUCCUUGAAGUACCACAUGACUAAACACAAGGCUGAGACCGAGCUGGAUUUUGCCUGUGACCAGUGUGGCCGGCGGUUCGAGAAGGCCCACAACCUCAAUGUGCACAUGUCCAUGGUCCACCCUCUGACGCAGACCCAGGACAAGGCCCUGCCCCUGGAGCCACCGUGCGGGACUACGGAGGGCCAGGCUGUGAAGCCUGAGCCCACCUGAACUCAGGCGGGUAAAUGGGGUUUAGACGGUUUCAAUAGUUCUUUGAGACCUGAUGGCACAGCUUCGCCCGCUGCCCUGGAGCCCCCAUGCCGUGUCCCCUCACCUGUGUGUCAGGAGGGCACUGGACAGCAGUACGGUGAAGGGGGGCUCACCGUGCAACUCCCGUAGCCUUUCCAGCGUCCGCUCUGGGACCAGCAUUUACCCACGAAACUGACCUUGGGGCCAGAUGGAUUUUAAAUCAUUGAUUCCUAUUCCCCACUAAAGCAAUCAAGGAGAUUUGUAAUCCACUUUCUAGUGCAAGAGCUCCGUGUUAUGCUCGUAAUAAAUUAUUUACAAAGGA